AUGGCUGAUGACGACCGUCGCGUCAAGCGCUCGCGCUUUGACCAGACUGAGCCUGAGCUUCGGCGCUCCCGUUUCGAUCGCCGCUCGCGGUCUCCGUCUGGUAGACAAUCGGAACCCACUCGCACUCGCAGCCCACUGAGCCGUGAACCGCGUAGCCCCGCGGGCACCGGAUCGGGAAAAGACUCCCCUGCUGAUCCGGCAGCAGCAGCUGCGGCCGCUGCGGCUAAGAUCAAUGCUCAGUUGCAAGCCAAAAAGGGCAUUCAGCAUAUUGAUGUUCCUCCCAUCAUGUCGAGCGCAAGCCCUGGCAUGCCAUCAGACUCACCCUCGAACCAGAAUGGCUCUGACAAGCCCAAUCACGAAGUUUACGUUGCCGACGGAGACUACAUCAAAGACAUCGAGAUCAAUGACUUGCGCAACCGCUACACCCUCACCAAGGGCUCUACUCAGAAGAUGAUUAAAGACGAAACUGGCGCCGAUGUCACGACCCGAGGAAACUAUUACCCGGACAAGAACAUGGCCACGGCCGCGAAACCCCCACUUUACCUUCAUGUGACCAGCACCAGCAAGGAAGGUCUCGACAAGGCCAUCCAGAUCAUCGACGACAUGAUGAAGAAAGAGCUCCCCAAUUUGGUUGACGAACGACGAUUCCGUCGUCCCCAACGGGAGGAAGUCGAGAGGGACGAAUAUGGCCGCCGCAAAUGGCCAGAUGAGCGCAUCCCCAUCGAUCUUGAACCCAUUCCGGGAUUUAACCUGCGUGCCCAGGUUGUCGGCCAGGGUGGUCAGUAUGUGAAGCAUAUUCAGUCCUCGACCGGCUGCCGUGUUCAGAUCAAGGGCCGGAAUUCUGGCUUUAUCGAGAACUCCACUGGUCAUGAGAGCGAUGAGCCUAUGUACCUGCACGUUGCUGGCCCUGAUCCUGCUCAAGUUGAACGUGCUAAGGAACUCUGCGAAGAUCUCAUUAAAAACGUCACUAUUGCCUAUGAGGAGCACAGGGACAACCCCCCUCAGCGCGGUUAUGGAAACCACGGCGAUCGCGGUGGCCGUGGCGGCGGUGAUCGUUAUCAGGGCGGCGGUGGCCGCGGAGGAUAUGGAGGUGGCUACGACCGUCGUGACAAUCGCAGCCGUCAAUCUCCCGGCCCUUCGGCUAGUCCCACCUCCCAGGCCGCUCCUGCAGCUGGCAAUGCCACAGACUAUGCUGCUCAGUACGCCCAAUACUAUGGAGCUGACCCUUAUGCUGCCUAUGGUGGUUACGAAAAUUACGUCGCCUAUUAUAACUACUACCAGCAGUAUGCCGCCGCUCAGCAACAACAACAGCAACAGUCCCAAAGCCCUGCUCCUCCCCCUCCCGCGAGUGAGGCCCCCCCUCCGCCUCCCCCGGGUUCUGGAUCUCCUCCCCCUCCUCCCGGUACCGGACCUCCUGGUACCGGUGCGGGCGGCUACGGCAUGCCUCCUCCCAGCGGUCCUCCUCCGCCGGGCUAUUAG
Molecule: messenger RNA, 1479 nt
Organism: Penicillium atrosanguineum
Lineage: Eukaryota; Fungi; Ascomycota; Eurotiomycetes; Eurotiales; Aspergillaceae
Product: KH domain-containing protein
Exons: 9
Coding region: 1-1479 (492 amino acids)
Cellular component (GO): nucleus
Molecular function (GO): RNA binding
Source: RefSeq, a predicted model, not a curated record